Molecule: messenger RNA, 2420 nt
Organism: Pteronotus mesoamericanus
Lineage: Eukaryota; Metazoa; Chordata; Mammalia; Chiroptera; Mormoopidae
Gene: CASS4
Product: Cas scaffold protein family member 4
Exons: 6
Coding region: 66-2420 (784 amino acids)
Biological process (GO): cell surface receptor protein tyrosine kinase signaling pathway; cell migration
Cellular component (GO): plasma membrane; cytoplasm
Molecular function (GO): protein binding
Source: RefSeq, a predicted model, not a curated record
ACGUAACUCGCCCGUGAGGCCAGAGAUAUUAGCCGCACAGCAGCGAGAGGCUGCUUCACAGCAACAUGAAAGGAGCCUGCAUCAUCAUGGACGAAGCGCCCAAGACACUGCUGGCCAAGGCGCUUUAUGACAACCGCCCUGACUGCUGCGAUGAGCUGGCCUUCUGCCGAGGGGACAUCCUGACCAUUCUGGAGCAAAAUGUGCCGGAAAGCCAGGGCUGGUGGAGGUGUGUGCUCCACGGGAGGCAAGGCCUGGCCCCGGCCAACCGCCUGCAAGUCCUCCAGGAGGCCCCCGCAGACAGGCCCUGUCCCCCUUUCCCGAGAGGCCUGGAAGAUGCUCUCACCAGCUCCAAGGAGACCUACCAGGCGCCCACCCUGCUCGGCCCCCCACCUCCAAGCCCCGUGUACGAGCACAUGAAGAGCUGGGUGGAGGGAACGUCGUCACCCGUGGUCCAAGUCUACGAACUACCGGCACUACCCACCCCCGCCAGAGUCGUCUUCGACACGACGCGAAGCUUUCCAAAACAGGCCGUCUUCUCGAUGCCCAGACCUGCGCAGGCCUCCUCGCCAGCUCUGUACGACGUGCCUGUCCAGAGCCACUGCCCCCCAGCCCCGAAGGAACCGGAGAAGCAGCAGUUAUACGACGUACCCGCCAGCCCCCAGAAGGCAGGACGCGGGCCCCAGGCCAGCCAGCCCAGUAGGCUGAGUGUCCCCGUGACAUCAACAGUCACCUUCAGGAGAGCCUGCUUCAAGACAUUACCGAACCCUCAGAAAUCAGAAUGGAUUUAUGACACCCCUGCGUCUCCCAAAAAAGCCAAUGUGAGCAAUGGAUCUCUAACGAGCUUGGCGGACAAGUCUGGGCCCCAUGCUUUCCCCAGACCAAUGCCUGGUUUCCCCUGUCCUCUGAAGAGCAGAGCAAGGUCCCUCGCGCCACACCUGGGUGAAAAUGUGCCCACGCAGAAGGAGCUCAGCCUUCCAGAAACCCCUGCUUACUGCGUGCCAGAGCCCAGGGACACCCCCCGCUCAGAGGAUGGUGUCGGGUACAGGGUUCCCUCGAGCUUUCUGACUCCCCGAGUGGAGCAGCAGAACACCAAGCCAAACAUUUACGACAUCCCUAAAGCCAAGCCAAGUGCCCCUGAGGCUGCCAAAGAGCUGAAGAAACCUGGUGGGGCGCCUGAGAAUGUCGGGGACUACAGCUGCCCCUGGUCCCCCAUGCAGGCCACGUGGCUCUGCCCCGAGCCGGACGGGUUAUCCAUUAACAGCUCCGACAGCAGGGUCAGCGUCGUGUCUUCAUGCUCCUCCACAUCCACCGAUUCUUCGUCUAGCUCCUUCUGCGAGGAGUCGGCGAAAGAGCUGUCCUUGGACCUGGACUUGGCCAAGGGGACGGUGACGGCUCUCCAGCACAAGGUGGCCAGCUCGGUGGCGGGCCUGAUGCUCUUUGUGAGCAGGACGUGGCGGCUCCGAGACCACCUGGAGGCCCACAUCGACGCGAUCCACAGGGCUGCCGACCACAUCGAAGAGUCAUUGAGAGAAUUCCUGGAUUUUGCCCACGGCGUCUGUGGGGCUGCCUGUCACCUCACCGACAGUAACCUUCAGGCCAAAAUCAGGAAUCAGCUCCAGACAAUAUGCAACUCCUACCAGAUCCUGCUAGAAACCAAGGAGAGCCUGGAUGGCUGCCAUUGGUCCCUGGAAGUCCUUGUGACGGACAAAGUCCAAAACAGCCUGGAUGACCUCGAGAGGUUUGUCAUGGUGGCGCGGAUGGUGCCAGAAGACAUCAAGAGGUUUGCCUCCAUUGUCAUUGCCAACGGGAGGCUCCUUUUCAAGCAGAAUUAUGAAAAAGAAGAGACCGUGCCGUUGACCCCCAGCACAGGAUCUAAGCUUGCAAAAUGCAUCCAGCUUCCGCAGAGGGAAAUGGAAUCACAUCAAAGGAGUGCUCCUUUCACUAAACAAAGGGAAGGCGACCUCUCCCCUGAACUGCUGAAGAAAAACUGGACAAAUACCCGUGAAAAGAAUACCAGUCACCCUGUGCCCGGACCCCUGGGUGCGCAGGACCCCAAGAGGAAGGUCCACCUGUCGGAGCACUGCCGCCUCUACUUCGGGGCGCUCUUCAAAGCCAUCGGCGUCUUCCGCAGCAGCCUCAGCUGCAGCCAGCCCCCGGAGAUCUUCAUCGCACAGAGCAAGCUGGCCAUCAUGAUCGGACAGAAGCUGGUGGACACGCUGUGCCAUGAGACCCAGGACCAGGACGUGCGCAAUGAGAUCCUCCGCGGCAGCAGCCACCUCUGCAGCCUGCUUAAGAACCUGGCCCUGGCCACCAAGCAUGCCGUGCUCAAGUUCCCGAGCCCUGCGGCCCUGGAGCAGCUCCAGGCCGAGGCUGAGAAGCUGGAGCAGCAUACACGGCAAUUCAGAGGGAUGCUGGGAUGA